AAACAACAAUUACCAAAUCACCUUCCAGCUCUCCGAAUUAAUUCUUUGUCUUUUCUACUCAUCAUACAAUAAUAGCAAAACUAAAAACAUAUAGAAAAUACAGAGUAGCAAGAAAAACAAAAAGGAGAAAGAAAAAGAGCUUCACACUUUCAGGAUCACAUCUCCCCACUCCCAAAAGCAGCAAAAGCCCCACAAACUUUCUAUCUGUCUAUGCUCUCUCACUGUUUUUUUUGUUUAGUUGAACUUUCUCUCUCCUCAUUUCUUUUUGGCGGGAACAACUAACGGCGGCAGCAAAAAAUGCCCGCUUUAACGGCGGAGUCGCCGGUGCAGGAAACAACGUCGUCUGCUGAGUCUAACUUCCGAGAGCUUGACGAUGCUUUCUUGCAGACUCAAGCAAGAAUAUGGCUUGGAGAAUUAUUACAGAUAAGAUUUGAUGAGCAGACGAACAUCUCAGAUUUACUUGCAGAUGGAGAGCUGCUAUUUGAAGUGUCUGAGGUGAUACCAAGAAUUCUACCAACCCUUUCAGUGGAUGAAACUCAGCUAAAAGUGUAUGAACGGAAAUCCCUCCCGUCGAACAAGAGUACCCGAAGUUAUAUGCCUUAUUAUAAUGUUGAUUCGUUUUUAAGGAUGUGCAAAAGUCUGGGCAUGAAUGGAAUUGAUCUCUUCACUCCCUCUGAUGUUGUGGAAAAGAGGAAUACUCGAAAAGUUUGCAUGUGCUUACGUUCUCUUUCAAAGAAAACAAGGUCAAGAGAUUUAAAUGUUCCUGAUUUUGAUAGUGUUACUUGUACUCUAACCAUGCCAACUGAUAUGGUUGAGUGCAUUCGUAAGAACCUGGAGAGGUCACAGUCUAGCUCUUCAGUGUCCGUUGAACAGGAAGGAGAAAAUGUUUCAAGAGUUAGAUUUUGGCGGAGAAUGUCUAAUUCAGCCUCCGCUGUUAGUAAUGGUUACUCAGACAACUGUGAUGAGGCUGAAAGCAGCUUUGCGGUUGCUGAAUCUAUUGGAUCUUCAGACUAUGCUUAUGAUGCUGAAUCUCCGAAUAUUUCAGGUUCACAAGUAGUUGGAGGAGAUAUUUCAGCUCUACAGCUAAGCAUAAGAGACUCUAAAAAUGAGGACGAUGAUCAGUGUGAAUACCUAUCACCAUCUAACGUUGAGUCGGUUGGUUCACCUUCAUCACAAUACUACAGUGAUGAGGAGCUCAACGUGCCGUCCUCAAACUGCCUUGGCUCACGUAUCAGUGGUAAAGUUCCAGAACUAGAUAUGAAUACUAAUCAUGGGUAUCGAAUUAGUAAUGUGAGCCAUGUCCCUAUUGAUUGGGGAACUAGCCAUUUGGAUUCCGGGAACUGUAAAGAUGGCAAUGCCAAUGAUGACGAGGUAGACCAUGUCACCCAUGAUAUAGAAGAUGAAGAUACAACUUGUUCUCGUGAUUUUUAUCCAAGUGGGAAGGAUAUGUGCAAUGAACAUCUUGAAACUUUGAAUAAUCCUUCUAAACUUCAUCGUGACAAGAGGUUGGACUUAGGUGAGGUUCCUAGAUUUAUUCAUGAGGAUGCAUUGUCAAAUAGUAAUGAGCCAUUUGGCUGUGAAGUAGAUCCUAAUAUUGGUAAACCCUAUCAUCAUGCUAAGACUAAUGAUGUGGACCUCCCCAUCGAACUAUUAAUACAGAAUUCCUAUGUUUCCAAGCCCUCAGUAUAUCAUGAUUUUUCAUGUAAUAAUGAGAAUCAUGGGUCCAAAACAUUUACGGAAGAUACAAAUGGUGGAGGGACUUCUUGCUGUGAUGAGUUAGACAAUGAUAAUGAUAUUUCUGCAAAAUUUGUUGCUGAAAGUGCGACAUCUAUCUCAUUACCCCCUGACAGGGACACCAUUAUCGGUGCAGAUAUUCCCUGUUGUCAAAUUAAGCAUGACAAACAGGCAUUUGAUGGCAAUAUGGUGACACCAGAUCACGCAGAACACUCUGACAAUGGUUUUAUUGGUGGCAAUGCAAAUAAUUCAUUGGACAUGCCUCACAUGGAUGGGAAUUCUUCCCCUUAUGUGGUGGUGGCCAAGAACAACACAGUAUGCUCAGUAGACUGUCAUGGUGCUGCGGAGGGGUCGGAGGGUAAUCAUGAUCCGGGUGAAGAUGUUAAUGGGAAACCUAUAAACCUGAAUGAAACAAUUCUUGUUAAUAGUUGCGUUACUGCCCUUUGUGAUCCUGAACCAGAUGCCCAAUCUCUCGAAAAUUUUGAAGAUACAAGCGAUAAGAAUAGUCAAUGUGUGAAAGAGGGCGAACCUGGACAUGUAAAGCGAGAAGUUACCAACAAUGAAAUACCACUACCUAAGCCCCAGAGGAAAUUGUUGAAGUCAGUUGUCAAGGGUACAGCACUAUUAGGCGUUGCUGUUUUCUUGGUCCACCUCAGAAAGAACAGACGGGAGACCCUCUCUGAGGCAAAGAAACAACAAACUCACAUUAUGAAACAGGGUGCGCCUAAGUCAUUGCAAAAGGGCCAAAAAGGUGGUAGUACAAGCAGUGUAUAUCCGGCUGAGAAGCUACGUCUUGGUAUAUAGUGUACAAGAUGGAACCCCAUGCUAAUGGGUGGAAAUCCGAUAUAUACAAGCUUAAAGAUUUUGUGUAUAUAAGAUGAAGGGUACGAGCUAUGUAUGCUGAUAUCCAAGAUUUUAGGAUUUUAAUUGUAUGGGGAGAUACCGACUAUCUUAGCAGAGCAGGAUCUUGGUAUCCCUCUACAAGUUAUUGUCUUUAUACUUCUGCUACUAACUUGCUGCAGUUGAGCAAGGUGUUUCUACCUUUGUUUCUUCCCAAAGGAAACCUUGCUUUAAGAAACUAAAUUUUGUAGAGGGAUCAGGACAUCUGCUAUACAAGCCGCAUAUUUGUUGGCGACUAAUUUAUCUUGAGCAUAUUUGGAAAAAGAUGUACUUGUAUUAUAGCACUUUAGAUGCAAGAUUAAUCAAUAAAAUCAGUAUCUUGGAACUA
Molecule: messenger RNA, 2962 nt
Organism: Beta vulgaris subsp. vulgaris (sugar beet)
Lineage: Eukaryota; Viridiplantae; Streptophyta; Magnoliopsida; Caryophyllales; Amaranthaceae
Exons: 8
Coding region: 298-2538 (746 amino acids)
Biological process (GO): actin crosslink formation
Cellular component (GO): actin filament
Molecular function (GO): actin filament binding; cytoskeletal adaptor activity
Source: RefSeq, a predicted model, not a curated record